Molecule: messenger RNA, 741 nt
Organism: Caenorhabditis elegans
Lineage: Eukaryota; Metazoa; Nematoda; Chromadorea; Rhabditida; Rhabditidae
Gene: nspg-12
Product: DUF19 domain-containing protein
Exons: 8
Coding region: 11-670 (219 amino acids)
Source: RefSeq, marked reviewed
GUUCCACGACAUGCUGUUGAAUGUAUUGAUUGCGGUGUUGGCAAUAGCACCAACAGCUUUUUGUGCAUGCGCUCCUUCAACUACAGGUACAUGCACUCCAGAUUUACUUCAGUGUUGCGGGCUACAGCUCAAAUCUGAUCUAGGCUUGUCAAACUGUUAUGGAAUUCUUGCUUUCGAGCCUGAAUGUCACCGUCAAGAAAUUGAAAACAUGUACAUCAACGGUAUAAGUGGUUUGUUCAAAGUUUGCGACGCUUUUAACAAGUACUAUGAAUGUCUUGGACCAGCACGACGUGACUGCACCAGCAUUAGUUAUCACGUGAAAGCAGGUCUUCGACUUGGAGAUGCCGUGCAAGUGGUGUCAAUGUACAAACAAUUCGGAUUUGCGUGCGGAGCUGGAUUUGAAGGAUUCUCCAACAACGAUGUUUGUAUGUCGAACAUUUUUUCCACAAAACAAACUCAGAUCAGCGAUUGCCGUGCCACAUUUGCCAAGAAUUUGUUGGCAGAUUAUAAGAACCACUGCAUGUACUUCGAGCAAUAUACCGGAUGUUUCAAUGCAUUGUUCGAUCACAGUUCCUGUAACUCUGAGAGCUCUUGGUGGGGAUGUGAAUAUGCACGACAAGCUGGUCGAGCUGUUCUGCACGAUUGCAGUCUUCAAUGCUCAACAUUCUGAACGCCGGGAAGAAAUGCAAAUGUUUUAUCAAUUUUGUGGUAUUUCGAUUUUGAAAUAAAAUAUUUCGUAUG